UUCGUUCAUUGACGUGGUGUUGGGCUAGUUUAGCUACAUCAGUACAUAUGUCCACUUUUUUAUUAUUUUUACUGGUGGAAUGUGAGGUGAAAUACUAGAUAUUUCACAUAUACUACGUGGGAGCAGUUAUGGCUGAAGAAGAACCGCCUCACUGGUCGGAUAUUUUGAAAAGGAGGAUAAUGAACUUCAAAAAAGAUGAGAGAAGCGAAGAGGAAAAGAAAGCAGAGGAGACGAAACUUUUCACAAAGUAUUACACAGAGUGGAAGGGAGGCAAAGACGGAGACGAGUCCUACAAGAGCAUCCCACGGUUCUACUACAGGCUACCAGCAGAUGAUGAAGUGUUACUUCAGAAGUUGAGAGAGGAAUCCAGAGCUGUUUUCCUCCAGAGGAAGAGCAGAGAACUGCUUGAUAAUGAGGAACUGCAGAAUCUGUGGUUCCUGCUCGAUAAGCACCAGGUUCCUCCACUGAGUGGAGAUGAAGCCAUGAUCAGCUAUGAAGCGUACCUGCAGGUGGGGGACAAGGCUGGGCCCAAGUGCAACAAAUUCUUUACAGCUAGAGUUUACGCCAAGCUGCUCCACAACGACCCUUACGGCAGAAUCUCCAUCAUGCAGUUCUUUAACUAUGUCAUGAGGAAAGUGUGGCUGCAUCAGACCCGGAUAGGUCUGAGUCUGUAUGACGUGGCAGGGCAGGGCUACCUUAGAGAGUCGGAUUUGGAGAACUACAUCCUGGAGCUCAUUCCCACUCUGCCUCAGCUUGACGGACUGGAGAAGUCCUUCUACUCUUUCUACGUCUGCACUGCUGUUCGCAAGUUCUUUUUCUUCCUUGACCCACUUCGAACUGGAAAGAUUAAAAUCCAGGAUAUAUUGGCUUGCAGUUUUCUGGAUGAUUUAUUGGAGCUGAGAGAUGAGGAGUUAUCUAAGGAGAGUCAGGAGUCCAACUGGUUCUCGGCACCAUCAGCUCUCAGAGUCUACGGUCAGUACCUCAACCUGGAUAAGGACCAUAACGGCAUGUUGAGCAAAGAGGAGCUUUCACGCUACGGCACAGCGACUCUCACUCCAGUCUUCCUGGACAGAGUGUUUCAGGAGUAUCUCACCUACGAUGGAGAAAUGGACUAUAAGACCUACCUAGACUUUGUAUUGGCCUUGGAAAACAGGAAGGAGCCCGCAGCACUGCAGUACAUCUUUAAACUUCUGGAUAUGGAGAAUCAAGGAUACUUGAAUGUCUUCUCUCUCAACUACUUCUUCAGGGCCAUUCAGGAGCAGAUGAAGCUGCACGGUCAGGAGCCGGUCACCUUCCAGGAUGUCAAGGAUGAGAUCUUUGACAUGGUGAAGCCUAAGGACCCAUAUAAAAUCACUCUGCAAGAUUUGGUAAACAGUUGCCAGGGCGACACCGUCAGUAGCAUCCUGAUCGACCUGAACGGCUUCUGGACGUAUGAGAACAGGGAAGUGUUGGUCACUAACGACACUGACAGCAGUAACACAGCUGAUCUCGAUGACUCCUGACAGUCUUUGAUGAGCUCGACGGUUUCCACUCCCAACAACAAAAUAAGCCAAGGACAUUUAACCUUUACCCACUGACUCAGGUCUUACUGGUUACACAGAAACUAAAUAACAUGAGGUGGAAGUGGAGGAAGGAAGGAGAGUGAGACUUUGAGUUUUGUGUAAAUAUUGCUCUGUGUUCCAGUUGUAAAAUCUACCUAAUAUAUUUUUGUCUUUUCAAAAUAAAUGUUUUUUUUUCCUCUGA
Solea solea (common sole) is the source of this 1743-nucleotide messenger RNA. It is a transcript of the gene ppp2r3c, whose product is annotated as protein phosphatase 2, regulatory subunit B'', gamma. Gene Ontology annotation, cellular component: centrosome; spindle. The coding region runs from base 129 to 1502 and encodes 457 amino acids. The record is from RefSeq and is a predicted model, not a curated record. Gene Ontology annotation, biological process: microtubule cytoskeleton organization; T cell homeostasis; B cell homeostasis. The transcript has 13 exons. NCBI's taxonomy places the organism in Eukaryota, Metazoa, Chordata, Actinopteri, Pleuronectiformes, Soleidae.